AUGGCACAAGUCGCCGGGCUUCUGGUGACCAGUGGCAAGAGCAGUCUUCACAAUUCCGGGCCUGCGUUCUGGUACUCCAACUUGCCGAGUUUCGAAGCCUGCAAAUGCAGGGCCGCCCUGGCGGCCGAAGCAGCGAUACCUCUAGCGCUGCUGAGCAGCAUGGUGCGCAGAGGUCUCCGAAAGCGCAAGGUCUCCCGCAACUGCACGGCGCACCGGAUGCACAUGCACGUCCAUGCGUCCAGCUAUGGGAACAUACCCCGCACCCUCUACGAGUUCUUGGGUGUUGACCACCGAGCAGACACCACAACCAUUCGGAAGGCCUACCUCGCCAAGCAGAAAGUGUUCCAUCCCGACGUCGCCGGUGCUGAAGCUCAGGAAGUGAGCGUGCUGCUGAACAGUGCUUUUGACCUAUUGCGGGACCGAGAGAAGAGGUCCAUGUACGAUGCCAGCCUUCAGCGCGACAUGGAGAAUCUUGAGAAUCACGAAGAAGCCGAGUGUAACGACCCGGUGUGGCCCUGGAUUCCGAAGAUUCGUCAGACGAAGCCAGUCUACUGUGGCCACCCGCGCUCGCGAUCGCUUUGGGACCGAGUCCCACUUGAAGACCGGGGGGAGAAGUGGGAGCAGCAGAAGUUCUUGUUCGUGGACGAACUGCGCUGCAUUUCAUGUUGCCGAUGCAUCGAGUGCGCGCCGAGGACUUUCUGCAUGGAUGCGGAUGAUGAUCGGGCCAGGGUGUAUGCUCAAUGGGGCGAGUCAGAGGACGACCUGCACUGGGCGCAAGCCUCCUGCCCAGUUGCCUGCAUUUCUUGGGUGUCCCGCCAAGAGUUGCAAGUGCUGGAGCACGUUACCGCGGAGCACAUGUAUGAGACCACUCCAUGCCGAUUUGCCAAGAAGAACGCGACACUGAUGCCCAGGUUGGCCGCCAAGUGGGUGGCCAAACGCCGGGCGGAGGUCGAGCUGGCGAAGCAACGCCGUCAGGUGGCAAUGGAAUGUAUGGGAUCCUCCACUAUGGAGUUUCACAAGCAGCUCGCGGAAGCCAUUGCGCGGCUGUCGCCGGGGUUGCGCGAAGCAGGUGGCUGGUGCUGA
Messenger RNA from Symbiodinium natans, 1083 nucleotides. Lineage: Eukaryota; Dinophyceae; Suessiales; Symbiodiniaceae. The record is from the annotation of a GenBank genome assembly.